Molecule: messenger RNA, 623 nt
Organism: Spodoptera frugiperda (fall armyworm)
Lineage: Eukaryota; Metazoa; Arthropoda; Insecta; Lepidoptera; Noctuidae
Gene: Archease
Product: protein archease-like
Exons: 3
Coding region: 120-599 (159 amino acids)
Biological process (GO): tRNA splicing, via endonucleolytic cleavage and ligation
Cellular component (GO): tRNA-splicing ligase complex
Source: RefSeq, a predicted model, not a curated record
CAAAAAGUUUACAAAGUAGGUAUUCGGGGUUAUUAUCAAUCGAUAUUGAAUGUUGAUAUUUUGUGUUUACAAUAAUUUACGGCUGCGAAAAGUGAACAAUAGAAUUUAAUUCUCGAGAUAUGGACGAAGAAUUAGGUGGACUCACGGAAGAUGAUUUCUUACUGCCGCCUGUUAAAUACGAGUACUUGGACCAUACAGCCGACGUACAGUUACAUGCAUGGGGCGACACAUUGAAGGAAGCGUUUGAGCAGUGUGGUAUGGCUAUGUUUGCAUACAUGACAGAAAUGCCAUAUGUGCAGAUUCAAGAAGUGCACACAAUAGAAGCUAACGCAGAUGACUUGAUGGGCCUCCUGUACCACUUCCUCGAUGAACUGCUUUUCCUAUUCUCAGUCGAACCAUUCUUAAUUUGUAAGAAGCUAGUGAUAACAGAAUUUAACACAGAAGAAUUCAGAAUAGUCUGUAAGUGCUACGGAGAAGAGUUCCAACUUGGCAAGCAUCCACAGGGAACUGAAGUGAAAGCUAUCACCUACUCAGCCAUGCAAAUAAUUGAUGAACCUAAGGAUAAUAAGUAUGAAGUGUUUGUUAUUAUCGAUAUUUGAUAAAUUAUAUAUUUUGUUACAACA